UGCCUAGACCUUUUAUAUUUGUCAAGCUCUCCCACCCACACCACACCCCAUUUUCUAUCAUCUGCUUUAGCUUCAACUCUAUAACCAAAUUACCCUUUUCUCUCAAAGUGCAGCUAACUGAAGAAGAUGGCAACUAAAGGGAUCAACCAAACCACUCAAAAGGAAAACAACAAGCCAAAUGGUUCCAUUUUGCAGAAUUCUAAUGAUACCACGGCUGCUGAGAACAUAAGUGCUAUCAGGAGUUGUGGCUUCAUGCGAUGCAGAUCAUCGGAAUUUUCGCCGGUAAGGUUUUUCAAACACCUCGGUGGCAAAGCAGCAAAAGGUUUAUAUGUGGCAGUGGUAUCCAUGAGAAUUAGGCCUUCCCAUAAGGUUUCUUCUUCUUCAUUAGGAAGACCGAAACCAUUUGAAACUCCUGUUGAUUCUCAUAGAAAUGCUGCCAUUGAAGACUGCAUCGAAUUUAUCAACUCUUCUGCUUCUUUGCCUAGAUCAAACUCUGUUUCUGCUUCAUAAUUCUCACUGAACUCUGUAGUUCAUGAAGAUAUUAAGCAACCUAUUCCUAGCAGUUACAUGUACAUUAUCGUUUUCUUUCCAGAUGAUCAAAGUAAAGGCUUGUUUAAUUUACUUAUGAAAAACAAUGGAGUAUCUUAUGGUUUGGUUUAUCCUACUGUGUACAUUCUGUUGGAGGUGCAUAUUUCAGUGAAGCUUACCGGCAAACUUGCUGUGUUUCAUAGGUUUCCAAAUCAGUCCAGUUCUAGCUAUAUUUUAUUCGUUUCUACCACUUUUUUUACCAAAAAAGCUUUCUAAAUAAAGUUAAUAGAAUAUUCAAAGAGGACGACUCGAACCAAGUGCAAAACGCUUAAGUUGAGACAGCAAUCACAUGGUAUGUUUUUCCAAUACCACAUGAUAUUAGAAUUUUUAAUUAGCUUUUUGACAUAGACUUGGCUGAGGAGGAGAAGCUAUGUUUUCUUCAAGGCAAAUAGUCUAUACCAACAGCAGGUGAAUAUGUUUGUGCUACUCUUUGUUGGUCCAGAGGGAUGGAGGAGGCUAGGUUAGUCGAAAAACCAAUAUCAACAUGCCAAGUUGUGUCACAUACAUCCUUAUCCUUUGUCAUUUGGCACCCAACAAUCACAACCUACGUAUCCAUCACGUUCUUUUUCAGCUAGUCAACUAUGACAGAAAUGAGUUAGAAAUCAGAUGUAAUAGAAUGUAACAAGAUCGUAACAGAUACAGAUCAUUGUUUGUUUUAUACUUGCGGUUGCAUAUGUGUGUAUAUAUAUCAUUGAGUUAAACCUUACAA
Molecule: messenger RNA, 1297 nt
Organism: Gossypium arboreum
Lineage: Eukaryota; Viridiplantae; Streptophyta; Magnoliopsida; Malvales; Malvaceae
Product: josephin-like protein
Exons: 1
Coding region: 127-510 (127 amino acids)
Source: RefSeq, a predicted model, not a curated record